Messenger RNA from Meloidogyne enterolobii, 1088 nucleotides. Lineage: Eukaryota; Metazoa; Nematoda; Chromadorea; Rhabditida; Meloidogynidae. The record is from the annotation of a GenBank genome assembly.
UAUUAAAUUAGAGAGUCGUUUGCCGUGCUAUUUAAACCUUCAAAUAAAAAUUUUUUUUCAAAUUGUCUUUAAAAUUUUAUUUUCUAUUAUGUUUCAGAAACAUUUUUUACCUUUUUCUCUUUUUUUGUUUAAAAAAAUUUUUCUGUUUAAAAAGGAUGGCUUAUACUCGCAGAACAGCAAAUUUUGAGAAAAAUGAAACCUUCAAAAAUUCAGAAAAUUCAUCAUCAACUGCUGGAACUUCCCAAAAACCAAUGGAAAAUUUUGUUAGUUUAAGCAGCAUAAAUCCUUACAUGUUUGCUUUUUAUUUAAAAUUUUUUUUUAAUUUUUUUAGAACCUGCCCUUUAUGUAAUGGAUAUUUUGUUGAUGCAACUACAGUCAUUGAUUGUUUACACACUUUUUGUAAAUCGUGUUUGCUCAAAUAUUUUGAUGAAGAUAACACAGACUGCCCAAAAUGUCAUUAUCAAAUCCAUCAAUCACAUCCUUCACAUUAUGUGGCCUUUGACCGUACAAUGCAAGAUAUUGUUUAUAAAUUGGUUCCGGGAAUGCAGGCAGAAGAACAACGCCGAAGAGAACAAUUUAAACUUAAACAAAAGAAAAAAGAAGAGAAAGAACGAAAGGAACAGGAACAAAAUGGGUCUUUUGAAAAAGAUGAAAAUGGAGGGGAUUUGGCUUCAAAUGAAUCCUCUGAAACUUCAAAAUCGAAUGAAGAGGAAAAUAAAGGAAAAGAAGUUCCUUCAAACUCAAAGGAUGAUGAUGAAUGUUGUAGUUCAGAACAAGAUCCAUCAUUAAUGCAUAGAAGGAAUGAUGAACCUGUAUUAAUUCAUUUAAUUCCCGAUGCAAAACUUGAUCCAAUUGAUCGUUCUUUUGUUAGAUUAUCAGCUUUUGCAACCAUCAAUACUGUUAAACGUCUUCUUGCUUAUCUUCUAUUUGCUGACAUUACAAAAUAUAAUGAAUUUGACAUUUUUUGUAACUAUGAACUUAUGGGGAGGGAUUUCUCCAUGGUAUUUGAAAAUUUAUUUGUUUUUUAAAGAGGGCUGUUUCUGUGAUUUCGAGGGAUUUUUAAGGGGAUUUUGUGAAUUUUCUGACUU